CUUAUUUAUUGGCACAGCCAUGUUUUACAUAGCAAGAAGACUUUAACAGAUGUUUGAUUCUACUAAAUAAAGCCCAGCCUUCUAAUUUGAAUUUUCUGCCAGUUGACUUGCUGGGACAGGCAAUUCAGAUAGCCCAUUGGAGCCGCUGUUCUUGCUUAGGUCCCAAUGCUCCGAUUUAGGCGGCUGCUACAGAGCUCUCCAUUGUUCCUUCGACUCGGACCCCGAUCAUUCCAGCGUGCAGAAGUUGUGAAUGUUCGGCAUGUAAAAUUUAAAAGACCGUGGAUUAGAAAAAUUUUAGAUGAUGAUGACUAUGAUGUUGAUCACCUUGAGUCAAGUCAUGGUGGAAACGGGAUCGGCUCAGAUAAUGAUAAGGGUCAUAAAAAACACGCCCAUCGGGCCGAGACAAUGAACGGAGAGGAUACAUUUUUCAUUCCAUUGGGAUGGCCACGUUUACGAAAAGGUGAUUUCUAUGCAUUGUCAGAUCCGGAGUGGCAGCAAUUUGUCAAGAUAUCCCAAGACAGUCGGAAGCUCGAGUUGCUGAGAGAUGAAUUGGCGGCGAUCGUACUGCAAAGCGCGUCCCAAUCAACUCAAAUUUCACAUAUGCUAGGGAAUCCUCUCACUUUAACGGGAUCUUGGCUGGUACACCAUUUUCCAUCUCGAGCUCCACCUGCAUAUGAAAGAUCGGGUUUAGCAAUUUCUGACACAGGCAUAUCUUGGGUGACAAAGCCAAUAUCCCCAGAAGAUGGGGACAGGCUAUUAAGAUUCAUGCAGCCCUUUUCUAUGGCUCUCGCCAUCCAGGAUGCCUACUCGGUAUUUCUGAAAAGGCAGCUUCACCGACUAAGGAACUUCGCGAAGCUAAAUGGCACACGGCCCUCAAAUCAUUUAACUUCGGUCCCAGACUCGGAGAGAUCGCCACCAGGGCCUAAUCUGAACGAGUUGAGCCAAAUCGUUCAAUCCAAUCCUCGAAAGUCAGAGCCUUCAGAGAAGCGUGAGAGUAGUCACUCAUUGGUAAUUUCAUCUUUGCGGCGACUGCCUUUGCCAGAAUUAGGGCCCGGAUCUGAUUUACAUGAAGCCUCGGUGGCCUUUAAACGACGACUAAAGGAUUCCUGGUCUAAGAAUACACCAACCUCUCGUCGAGGUACCUUCUAUGUUGCCGGUCCUGUAGGUAUUAAAGGCCCCAAAGGGUUUUGCAGGGUUGAAGUACGCGGUGAAUAUGAUCCCGAUACAGCAAACUGGCUGGCGGUGUCAAUGCAGCUUAAAGAUUUGAAUCUUUUCAGCCAAAGAGCGCUUGGUCGCCAAUGAUAUGUACUUUAUUUUCUGUCGGUGGCAUAAAGCCGAGCAGGCGCGUAUGAAUCAGCCUCCAUACCCCUUCAGGGAGGAUACCUGGGAUAAAGUAGCAGGAUAAGUUAGUAUCAGGGUAUAUAUGUGGCAAGUCGAAUCCUUAUUACUCCGUAUAUUUAUCAGAAUUCCAAUUCUAUCACCAGUUGUUGCUGGCAUUUUGGACAUUCCAUACACGUAGGUACUGCGUAAACAAAUGCCGUCAUACCGGGAGGAGUAAGUUAU
Messenger RNA from Monascus purpureus, 1563 nucleotides. NCBI's taxonomy places the organism in Eukaryota, Fungi, Ascomycota, Eurotiomycetes, Eurotiales, Aspergillaceae. The record is from the annotation of a GenBank genome assembly.